Trichoplusia ni (cabbage looper) is the source of this 797-nucleotide messenger RNA. Its product is annotated as vitellogenin receptor-like. Gene Ontology annotation, molecular function: calcium ion binding. The transcript has 6 exons. The record is from RefSeq and is a predicted model, not a curated record. The annotation marks the transcript as partial. Lineage: Eukaryota; Metazoa; Arthropoda; Insecta; Lepidoptera; Noctuidae.
UGCAUCCCACGUGCUUGGAUCUGCAACAAUGAGACAGACUGUGAUGAUGGUAGCGACGAGUUCAACUGCACCGUGACUCUGCCAGAAAUUACAAAUUCUACAUGCAAAGGGUUCAAAUGCCUCGACGGGCAGUGCAUCUCAUACUUGUGGCUGUGCGACGGCGUUUACGACUGCAACGACCGGAGCGAUGAGAACGCAGAGGAAUUAUGUCGUCACUUGAGGUACCCGCACGCGAUCCGCGACGGUUCGUACUGCCACGAGCUGCCCGCCGUCGGCGAGAGGAACUACAAGUGUCUGGACUCCUCGUACUGCCUGCCCAGCUUCCUCAUGUGUGACGGCACUAAGGACUGCCGAGACGGCAGUGAUGAAGGACCCUUUUGUGAGAACUGGACCACCAUGUGCUCAAACUACAUCUGCGCCGGCAACGACACAGAAUGCUCUCCAGACCGCUACGGGCCCACCUGCCUGUGCGUGCCCUCGCUCUCCAUGAGACAGUACAACUACGUCACGAAGCAAUGUGAUGACGUCAACGAGUGUCUCCUUGAACGGCCGCACUGCUCGCACACGUGCGUCAACGCUGAUGGUCAUUACACCUGCGAAUGUGAUCCCGGGUAUACCAAGGACGAGUUCGGUUACCUGUGUUAUGCUAAUGGGCCCGAAGCAAUGUUGUUCUUCAGCACCCGAAACGACAUCAGAUAUUUGAAGAUCAAGUCUAAGCAGAUGGUUACUGUGGCCACUAAUAUUAAACAGGCCCACGGUGUAUCAUUCGACGGCACUUACAUCUACUGGGGGAGACC